Eublepharis macularius is the source of this 5510-nucleotide messenger RNA. It is a transcript of the gene BICC1, whose product is annotated as BicC family RNA binding protein 1. The record is from RefSeq and is a predicted model, not a curated record. Gene Ontology annotation, molecular function: RNA binding; protein binding. NCBI's taxonomy places the organism in Eukaryota, Metazoa, Chordata, Lepidosauria, Squamata, Eublepharidae. Gene Ontology annotation, cellular component: cytoplasm.
CGGCAGAGACGGCGGCCUGGGACGAAGCGGGCGCCGCGCGGCUGUGGGGCCAGAUAGCUUCUCGCGGCGGCGGCGGCUGCUACUACUGCUGCGGGGCGGCGGCGGCCGAAGAGGGCGCCGGGGCGGUGGGCGCCUGUGCCGCCGCCGGCGAGUGGCGCCCCGGGCGGCUGGGCGCCGGGCGAGGGAUGGCCGCGCCUCCGGGCUGCCCGCUCUCGGACCCGGGCUCCACCAGCGAGCGCAGCGCGGACUCGCCUCUGCCGGACGACGACGCCUGCGCCCCGGCCGGCCCCGCCCGCGGCCCCUCGGCCAGCCCGGAGUGGGGCGAGGAGCGGUUCCGCGUGGACAGGAAGAAGCUGGAGGCCAUGCUGCAAGCUGCUGCUGAAGGAAAAGGAAAAAGUGGGGAGGACUUUUUUCAGAAGAUUAUGGAAGAAACUAACACCCAGAUUGCUUGGCCAUCUAAGCUGAAGAUUGGUGCAAAAUCAAAAAAAGAUCCUCAUAUUAAAAUCUCUGGGAAAAAAGAAAACGUUAAAGAAGCAAAGGAGAAGAUCAUGUCUGUCUUGGACACAAAAAGUAAUCGAGUCACCUUGAAGAUGGAUGUAUCUCAUACAGAGCAUUCACACGUGAUUGGCAAAGGAGGCAAUAAUAUCAAAAAGGUGAUGGAGGAAACAGGCUGCCACAUCCAUUUUCCAGAUUCUAAUAGAAAUAACCAAGCAGAGAAGAGCAAUCAAGUGUCUAUUGCAGGACAGCCAGCUGGAGUUGAGUCUGCCAGAGUUAGAAUACGGGAGCUGCUCCCACUUGUCCUGAUGUUUGAAUUACCUAUAGCUGGAAUCCUUCAACCAAUCCCUGAUUCCAGUUCUCCCACAAUUCAGCAUAUAUCUCAGACAUAUAAUAUUUCAGUGUCUUUUAAGCAACGUUCUCGGACAUAUGGUGCUACAGUCAUUAUCAGAGGAUCUCAGAAUAAUAGUAAUGCUGUGAAGGAAGGAACAGCUGUGCUUUUGGAGCAUCUGGCUGGUAGCUUGGCUUCUGCGAUCCCUGUGAGCACGCAACUCGACAUAGCAGCUCAGCAUCAUCUCUUUAUGAUGGGUCGAAAUGGCAGCAACAUCAAACAUAUCAUGCAGAGAACUGGUGCUCAGAUCCAUUUUCCCGAUCCCAGCAAUCCACAGAAGAAAUCCACGGUCUACCUCCAGGGCACUAUUGAGUCAGUCUGUCUUGCCAGACAGUAUCUCAUGGGUUGCCUUCCUCUUGUGCUGAUGUUCGAUAUGAAGGAAGAAAUUGAUGUAGAACCACACUUUAUAACUCAACUAAUGGAACAACUGGAUGUCUUCAUUAGUAUUAAACCAAAGCCAAAACAGCCAAGCAAGUCUGUAAUUGUAAAAAGUGUUGAGCGAAAUGCCUUAAACAUGUAUGAGGCACGGAAAUGUCUCCUGGGCCUCGAAAGUAGUGGAGUUGCCAUAGCAACAAGCCCACCCACCAUCUCCUGCACUGUUGGCCUCUCAUGUCCUGGCUUGGAUAUCCUAUCCUCAGCUGGACUAGGACUCGCUGGACUCGGAUUCUCUGCUGUUCCCCAUCUGAUGGUUCCGUCUACGACCCAAGCCACUUUAACUAGUAUACUUUUGUCAGGAGUGUCAAACUAUAGUCAGAACACGCCCUCUCCCCCUCCUGGCUUAACCCCUGUUGAUAUCCAUAUAAAUGGCAUACAGACAGAAAACAAGAAAAGUCAAACUUCUUUGAAUGGCCAUGUAAAGACCUCCCCUAUGAAGUAUACAGCUCUGUCUGCUGCAUCACUUGGUGAAAAUGUAUUAAGUUCAAACCACAGUGAUCCAUCCCGGCAGGCAAGUAGUCAUAAUGCCUCUGAACAAGUGACCACCAAGGAAAACGCUGGAGAAGGUUGCAAUGACGCCUUUGUGGAAGUGGGCAUGCCAAGAAGUCCUUCGCAUUCUGCAAAUGCCAGUGAUCUGAAGCAAAUGAUGAGCUCCUCGAAUCAACCCGGUGCAAAGAGGCAAACAGUAGCGUUGUUGCAAGGCACCAAAAACUCUCACUUACACACUGCAGAGAGAUUGCUGCCAGAUUCUGAGCGGAGUGCCCCAGAAGCCCCUGUGACUGAUAAAAAAGCACCUGGAAGUGAGCGAGCGGCUGAGCGAGCGGCUGCAGCCCAGCAGAAUUCCGAAAGGGCACGUCUUGCUCCACCGUCAGCAUAUGUGAAUAUGCAGGCAUUUGACUAUGAACAGAAGAAGCUAUUAGCAACCAAAGCUAUGUUGAAGAAGCGUGUCACAGAGGUGAGAACACCAACAAACACCUGGAGUGGGCUUGGCUUCUCCAAAUCCAUGCCAGCUGAAACAAUCAAGGAACUAAGGCGAGCAAAUCAUGUAUCAUACAAACCAUCUAUGAUGAUAACAUAUGAGGGAUCCUCCAUGUCUCUCUCGCAGUCCAAUAGCCGGGAGCACCUGGGCAGUGGCAGUGACUCCGAUAACUGGAGGGAUCAUAACGGCAUUGGUCCUACAGCUCCCAGCAAUUUUGUCUCCUCCAUUGGCAGCCCUAAAGAGAAACAAAACAAACCAACUGAACAUUAUCUCAGCAGCAGCAAUUACAUGGACUGCAUCUCUUCGCUGACGGGAAGCAAUGGCUGUAACCUGAAUAGUCUGUUUAAAGGCUCAGACCUGCCCGAGCUGUUCAGCAAACUGGGUUUGGGCAAAUACACAGACAUAUUCCAGCAACAAGAGAUUGAUCUCCAGACAUUCCUAACUCUCACAGAUCAGGAUCUGAAAGAGCUUGGGAUUACAACUUUUGGUGCACGCAGGAAAAUGCUGCUCGCAAUCUCAGAACUGAAUAAAAACCGAAGAAAACUAUUUGAGCCCUCCGGUGUCCGUGCCUCGUUCCUGGAAGGUGGCGCCAGUGGGCGACUGCCACAUCAGUAUCAUUCGGACAUUGCCAGCGUGAGUGGCCGCUGGUAGCAGUGAAGGGAUACUUUCACAGUCGACUGCACAAAUGGACAUGGCAAUCCCGUGAACAGCCACCACUGCACACCCUCUGCACUUUGGGAGUCUCGGGACCAAGGACCAAAGCCGCCUUUUCUGCACAAACACUUGUGCCAAAAAAUAGAAAGAGAACACUCACCUUGUCUUUCCAAACACCAAAUGUGGAUUGUUUUACUUAUGUAGCUCGGACAACAUUUGCAAUAAUAAUAUAGGGUUCUUUAGUAUUUUAUUACUUAUAAUAACUAUAUUGUAUGCACUGAUUUAUUUUUAUUUCUUUGAAUGAAGAGUGAAGGGCUGGGAUGCCAGAGGGGUAUCGUGUGUGGUUUUAAGGAAGAAGGGUGUUUCUGGUACUGCUUAAUAAUGAUUAAUUGAGGGUCUUUCUGCACUUUAUGUGUUCUGAUUUCUUGUCCUGUGGAAAUUUUAUUGUUUUCUUCUAAUUUCCAUGGAGAAAAAGUAAAACCUAUUGUAUUGGCACAAAUUAACAUUUGCCAGGUGUGUUCUCACAUUAGAUGAAAAAUCUUUUCCGUAAAUGGUACUAGCAAAAUCAAAUUUUGGUGAUUUCUGUGCCCCCCCCCACUUAACCAUAAAGAAGUCUUACUUAGUACUGAAGCCAAAAUUGUUUUUCACUUCUGGGAAGCAGUCUUUAAAUCUUCUAGUUUAGCUAGUGCACCAUAAAAGAUGUAAUGAAAGACCAAAAUGGAACUUUAACCCUAUUUAACUGCUGCUUGCAAUGCUAGAAUUGAUUUUAAUGGUUGUCUCAAAGCAAAGGACUAUUUUUAGUAUAUACUGCCACUAAAAACACUUUAUUUAUAGCAACAUUUUGUUUUUUUUAGACUCUGUACACUUAGAGUGCAUCAAUGGAUCUACUAAAAAGUUGUCAAUAGAAAAUGGAAGGGGAAUCAUCAAAACCAGGGCUCUGAGCAAUCAAUUUGUCUAAACAGAGCUUUAACUUAUGUGACAAGACAGAACUGUUGCAUUUAUUUUGAGAAGGACACUGCUUGCCUGACUCUUCCUCAAAUGAUAGAGCAACGCAUACCCAAUAGCUGCAGAGACAUCUGUUUUUCUUGAUUCAUUCAAGUAUGCAGUUGUCAGCUGUGAGAGUUUUGAGACAAGCAGUAUCCAAAACCUGUGUUGACUAUCGCUGGAAAGAGUUUGUAUUGUGUAUGGCUAGAACUAACAGUUGUGUUCUAUACUGUGAAAAGUCAAGAAAUCUGGUUAUACUAUUUCUGUCUUUUUGCAAACAAUUAAGUAUAAAUUUAUGAAAUGAAGGGAUAGCAUGAGUGCUUCUCUGUGAUGCAAUAUGUUUCCAAACAUGAAUUUAUCAAAAAGAGAAACAUUCCCAUAGCACAUAUUGUAAAUUACUUGUUCUGUAAUGUCUUAUUUAUGUACGAUGUACUGACCCUUUAAAGUGGAUAUAAACCACUCGCAAAUGAAGGCAUUAGAUAUAAUUUACCUUUAGUGUUUUUUAUAUUUGCAAAAUCUGGAGGUGUGUGUGUGGGGUGGGGUGAGGAAUAGUUGUGACACUUUCUGUGGAUAAUUCUUUUCUAUGGUGAGGAAAACGUACACUCAAAAGGGAUUUUUUUAAAGUAAGAGCGUAGGUGCAGUAGUAAUCUCUUCUCCAGCUUUGCUAGCGGCUCUGUCACAGAGCAGUGUGUCCCUGCGACUGGAACAGCUGCUGCUGCUCGUCUCCCCACAGGCCAGGUUAGUGCUUGUGGGGUUGCAGAGACUCUCUUGGUGUGUCAUACAUUCAGUCUUGGAACCCAGGCUCCAGUCUUGAUUCAGAACAGGUACUUUGGCUAAUGCAGGAACAUACAGAUCCUGCUGCUAAAACCACUAAGGUUUAAUCACGAGUACUCCCUAUGGUAUGGCUGUGUGUAAAUUUAAGCACUUCCCUUAGCAGAUCAGAACCUAAGUUUUCCAGUGUAAAUUACAUUUUUACCAAAAUGUAUAUUGUGUACCUUUAGUCUGGGGCAGAAUUACUUGGAAGACCAUCAACGGUCUCUGGACUUAAAUUGUCCAGUCCCCCAAGUAAGCGUUCUUUUCUCCCUCAGAAUGGUGGAUAUUGAAUUAUUCUUUGUGUACUUAAAAUGCCAUGUGUUACGACAGUAUUAUUCUGGAAACUGCAGUUUGUUUACUGCAAUCUAUGCUGAAGCAAUGAAUUUCCCAGAUAUAAGAAUAAAAAUAAAACUGCGUAUUCUCACACACUCUCACAUACCACAUUGGAAAAAUAAAUUUUUUCACAAUCCUAUUGAUUCCACAAAAGGGAUUAUGGCAAUGCAGUAUUCCAUACUGUCUGUUUGGUAUUAUGCACAAAAAUAUGGAAACAUUAGUUUUAAAUUUAUGCCUUUAUAGCGACCAGUUAUCUGUAAAUAUAGAGCAGAUACAGAUUGUAUUUUGGGAGGGAAUGGGGUCCUUUUUAAUGAUUUUUUAAAAAAUAAAUAAAUGAAAGAUCGAAUAAAGCAUUUACAAAUAAGAAUUUCUGAAAUUAAUCGAAUGUUACAUGAAAGAAUAAAUUUAUAUAAUUCCCUUGUUAUA